AUGGGCCUCACUUCUGACCAUGCAACCGAAAGGGGCUUUCUUAGCUACCACCUUGUCAGCAGUGUGGACAGUUGUACAGUCAGCUUUUCUAAAUAUGACAUGGAUCACCCACAAGGCAUGGGAAAGAUUAACCCAAUAGCUAAGAACAAUAAUAAUCGAACAGCCAUGGAGCUCUGUUAUCAAGAAGAUGCUGACCCCCAUCGUUUCCGUAUUUUAAAGAUGUUUGAGCCACUUGCAAUGUCAAAAGACUUUCUGUGGAAUCCUACAGCAAAGUCUUUUUUCUGUAAGUACCACUGGGUGAAGGAUCCUGUACUUAUGGGAACGUCAGACUCCAAGGUGGCUCUAACCAGUACGAAGGUCGAGUCGAAGUCUGCAUUAACGAUACCUGGAACACAGUCUGUGAUAAUGGUUGGGGAUCCACUGAUGCUAGAGUGGUUUGUAAACAGCUUGGAUACUCAUACACAGGCUACAGAUUGUUCUCACUCUGAUGAUGCUGGAGUCAUUUGUCAAGCUCCAUGUGCUAACGGAGAUCUUCGUCUUGUUGGUGGUAAUGUUGACCAGGAAGGAAGAGUAGAAAUAUGUAUUGGAAAGGUUUGGGGCACAGUUUGUGAUGAUUAUUGGAGUAAUGCAGAUGCUAAAGUAGUUUGUGGUAAACUUGGAUAUCUCAAAACAGUUAACUCUACUGUGAACUGUACUUAUGGUGAUGUGAGAUUGAUGGGUGGCUCAACUGAAUACGAAGGUAGAUUAGAAGUCUGUAUCAAUGGAGAGUGGGGCACAGUAUGUGAUUAUAAUUGGGGAUAUUGGGAUGCUACUGUUGUCUGCACACAACUAGGAUAUGCUUAUACUUGGUGUAAGAAUGGUAUACCUCGCUAUAAUUCUUACUAUGGUUCUGGUAGUGGACCAAUCUGGCUUGAUGAUGUAGAAUGUGCUUUAUAUAAUACUAAACUUUUACAAUGUUCUAGUAGUCCAAUUGGAUCUCACCAGUGUAAUCAUUCUGACGAAGCUGGUGUCAAAUGUGAAGUUAACUCUACUGUGAACUGUACUUAUGGUGAUGUGAAAUUGAUGGGUGGCUCAACUGAAUACGAAGGUAGAUUAGAAGUCUGUAUCAAUGGAGAGUGGGGCACAGUAUGUGAUCAUAAUUGGGGAUAUAUGGAUGCUACUGUUGUCUGCACACAACUAGGAUAUGCUUUCACUGGAUAUGCAGUUGCAUUCUCAGAUGCAAAGUUUGGUCAAGGUAUUGGUGGUAUUCAUCUCGAUGAUGUACACUGUAGCGGUUCUGAGACCAGUUUACUAAAUUGCCCUUAUGAUUCUGACACUCGUGACUGUAGUCAUAAGUCAGACGCUGGUGUAAGAUGUCAAGCUCCAUGUGCUAACGGAGAUCUUCGUCUUGUUGGUGGUAAUGUUGACCAGGAAGGAAGAGUAGAAAUAUGUAUUGGAAAGGUUUGGGGCACAGUUUGUGAUGAUUAUUGGAGUAAUGUAGAUGCUAAAGUAGUUUGUGGUAAACUUGGAUAUCUCAAAACAGCUCCAUGUGCUAACGGAGAUCUUCGUCUUGUUGGUGGUAAUGUUGACCAGGAAGGAAGAGUAGAAAUAUGUAUUGGAAAGGUUUGGGGCACAGUUUGUGAUGAUUAUUGGAGUAAUGCAGAUGCUAAAGUAGUUUGUGGUAAACUUGGAUAUCUCAAAACAGCUCCAUGUGCUAACGGAGAUCUUCGUCUUGUUGGUGGUAAUGUUGAUCAGGAAGCUCCAUGUGCUAACGGAGAUCUUCGUCUUGUUGGUGGUAAUGUUGACCAGGAAGGAAGAGUAGAAAUAUGUAUUGGAAAGGUUUGGGGCACAGUUUGUGAUGAUUAUUGGAGUAAUGUAGAUGCUAAAGUAGUUUGUGGUAAACUUGGAUAUCUCAAAACAGCUCCAUGUGCUAACGGAGAUCUUCGUCUUGUUGGUGGUAAUGUUGACCAGGAAGGAAGAGUAGAAAUAUGUAUUGGAAAGGUUUGGGGCACAGUUUGUGAUGAUUAUUGGAGUAAUGCAGAUGCUAAAGUAGUUUGUGGUAAACUUGGAUAUCUCAAAACAGCUCCAUGUGCUAACGGAGAUCUUCGUCUUGUUGGUGGUAAUGUUGAUCAGGAAGGUAGAGUAGAAAUAUGUAUUGGAAAGGUUUGGGGCACAGUUUGUGAUGAUUAUUGGAGUAAUGCAGAUGCUAAAGUAGUUUGUGGUAAACUUGGAUAUCUCAAAACAGCUCCAUGUGCUAACGGAGAUCUUCGUCUUGUUGGUGGUAAUGUUGACCAGGAAGGAAGAGUAGAAAUAUGUAUUGGAAAGGUUUGGGGCACAGUUUGUGAUGAUUAUUGGAGUAAUGCAGAUGCUAAAGUAGUUUGUGGUAAACUUGGAUAUCUCAAAACAGAUGCUGUGGCUUUAUCCAGCUCUCAUUUUGGACCUGGUAUUGGUGAUAUAUACUUUGACAAUGUUGGAUGUAUUGGAACUGAGUCUAGUCUGUUAGAUUGUUCCUACAUUUCAAAUGCAGAUUGUAGUCACAGUGAGGAUGCUGGAGUUAGAUGUCAAUGCUUCAUGGCAGUGCUUGUGUUGUUAUUACCACAAUAA
Gigantopelta aegis is the source of this 2583-nucleotide messenger RNA. Its product is annotated as scavenger receptor cysteine-rich domain superfamily protein-like. Lineage: Eukaryota; Metazoa; Mollusca; Gastropoda; Neomphalida; Peltospiridae. Gene Ontology annotation, cellular component: membrane. The transcript is spliced from 18 exons. The record is from RefSeq and is a predicted model, not a curated record. Bases 1 to 2583 code for a protein of 860 amino acids.